Molecule: messenger RNA, 1578 nt
Organism: Postia placenta MAD-698-R-SB12
Lineage: Eukaryota; Fungi; Basidiomycota; Agaricomycetes; Polyporales; Adustoporiaceae
Exons: 12
Coding region: 36-1409 (457 amino acids)
Biological process (GO): proteolysis
Molecular function (GO): zinc ion binding; metallocarboxypeptidase activity
Source: RefSeq, a predicted model, not a curated record
GUUGUACACAUGUUUUCUCCCUGCGACGGCUAACGAUGAGGUUGCUUCUAGGGCAAGCUAUUUACUGGACACUUUUCUCUGUGUCUGCGCAUGCACGCACACUUGAUGUCAAUAGGCAGACGGUCCUGGGCGCGGGAACACAAGGCUCUCUGGACGCGGAUGAUGGUCUCCUGAAGUCUUUCUCAGUGCUGCCAGACAAGGGCUGGGGUGUGGAUGACAUUCUGGACGAAGCCGGAGCAACCGGGGCGGAUGUUUGGCGGAUCAGCCAGUCUCACGUCGAUAUUUACUUCCCCACACUACAUGACUACAUGACUUCUCCGUUUCAUGACAUUGAUCUUCCGCACAACACCUCGCGCGUAUCCAGGGCGGCGCUAGUCCCUCCGUCUUCUAGUGGUCGGGACACCGGCCCUUCGUCAUGGAACUUGACGUCACUAUCGAACUCGACAUUCCACUCCGUCUACCAUCCUCUGGAAGAAAUCGAGGAGUUUGUGGAGGCGAUGGCAUUUCUGUAUCCAGAUCUCGUGCAGCUUGUAAACAUUGGACAUUCGGCGGAGGGGCGCGAGAUGGUCGCAAUGCGUAUCUCGAAGGGAUAUGGCGGCAGCUUGAAGCAGAAGGCUGGCUUUGUGGUGACGGGUGCCCAGCAUGCACGAGAGUGGGUCGCAACAUCUACGGCACUGUAUCUCACUCAUGCACUUGUUGCGGGCGCAUCUGAGCCCUACGCCAUGUCCUCCCUUCUUGACUACUACGACUUCUAUGUCAUCCCUGUCCCCAAUCCAGAUGGAUAUGUGUACACCUGGGAGCACAAUCGACUCUGGUACAAGAACCGGCAGGUCAUUGGCCCACAUGAGAAAUGCGUUGGGAUAGACAUGAAUAGGAACUGGGGGCACAAGUGGAAAGCCAAAGCGCGCUUCCCCACCGUCAAGGCCAAUAAGCCCUCGACGCCAACGGAUCCCUGCACACCGUGGUACCCUGGUCACCGCGCGUUCGAGGCCCCGGAGGUCAACAACAUCGCGAACUUUAUCACCACGCUGCCUGCGCUCAAGGCGUACAUCGACCUCAGGAGCUACGGGCAGAUCCUGUCGACACCGUGGGCGUACUCGUGUAAGAAGACGCCAAAAGACGCAGAGGAUCAGAUUGAGGCGGCACACGGCGCGGCUAGGGCAAUCAAACAGGCGCAUGGAACGGCGUUCACUACAGGGACCCUCUGUUCGAUGUUGUACAAGGCGCCCGGGAAUGUCGUAGACUGGAUGUAUGCGAAGGCAGGAAUCAAGUACGCCUACGCUGUCCAUCUUCGCGACACCGGUACUUAUGGUUUCUCUCUGCCUCCGGAGUGGAUCCGGCCAGUCGGUGAGGAAUCGGCGAAGAUGAUCCAGUUCUUAGCGGAAUUUAUCCAUACCAUACCCAAAUGAAACUUAUUGCUGUCAUCCUUGCUCGCUCACCGAUUCUUGCUACCUUUAUGUGCCUGUUGCAUCUAUCUGUACCAUCGCUGUUGUUGUCUGUUUUUUUUACGGCCGAUGAUGUCUUGUAUUAUAAUAGCCCUUGUCUGUGCCAGUGUUGAAACGUUGACCUUUGACAAUG